CGAAUUUAUUGAGGUAUAAAAAAUAUUGUAGCGCAUAAAAAUUCAGUGGUUAUGACAUUUUGGUAUUGGCAUUUUAGUUAAAUAAAAAAUGAAACUGCAUAAAAUCGAUUUUGAAAUUAAGUAAAAAUAGAGAUGAGUAAAAAAAUAAAUAAAAAUUAUUAACGAGCAUUUGAAUAAUUAAAUAAUAGAAGUAGGUCAUGACAAUAAUGACUAUGAAUUUUUAAAGACCAGCAUUGUCUAGACUAUGUAAAAUUUAUAUCUACGUCUUUCAGUAGAAUCAAUAGUAGUUAGGUCAGACGAAUUUCCGCGUAACGAGGACAGUAACGAGAAUAACGGUAUCAAGACCCCAAUUAAACUCGCAUUUCAAUCGAGCCAUCCAAUCAACCUGCUUCUCAUUUUGUUCCUUUUGUAUUAUACAUAUAUAUGUGAUUAUAUGUCUGUAUCUAUAGAUCCAUACACAUUUUACCCUGUCAUUAUCCUCAAUUCGAUGCAUCGCCUGGAGGAUUCAAUGCUACAGAGUUCACAUUAAAGAGCGUGUCUGUCUCAAUACAACUCGCGAUACAAAUAUCAGAUCGAUUACUCUGCCUACUCUUAUACUUUUGUUCUUAUCCUUCAUUGUAUCAAUCUCUUUUCAAAGACGUGAAUGUUUUAUCUCUGCUGUACAAAUAAAAGAAUGUCGAUAUUUCAUUGGACUUUUUUUUUUAUUAUAAUUACUGGGCAUUAUUUAUUAAUUAUUUAAUUAAUUUUUUUGAUACUUUUAAGGAUAUUAUUUAUAAAAUAAAAAAUGAAUAAAAAAAUUUUGAGUGUACGUGGGUAUAAAAUUCACGGAAUAAAAGACAGCAGAUGGACUAUCAAAGAUAAAAUUUAUCAGUAUAAAGGAGCGAUAAAAUUGUAUGGAAAACAAAAAAAAAUAAAAGCUAUUGAAGCAGCGAGGCAGCGUAAAAAAUUAUCGAAAGAAAUAAAAAUUUUGCGGGAUGAAAUUAGAGAGUACAGAGAAAUCCUCAAAGAAGUGGAAAGUGGUGAUCGAAGACGCAUGCACCAGGUGUUGCAGAAUGACAAAAAUCUACAGUUGGCUUAUCAAGACCGGGACCCAAUCGUUGUCUACCGCGCGAUUAAUCAGGACUUUAGUUUACGACGUAAACAGUUGGAUGAGUUGCUAUACUUUAAGAAAAUUAAAAUGAAAGAAUUUUUUGAUCUUAAGUUAGAAUGGACAUUUCUAAUGAAUGAAUAUGAAGAGCAAAACCGUCUAAGAGAACCAGAUCGUCAUCAACAAAAAUUAGCGGCGCUCUAUCAAAAGUAUGUCGCUAAUAGAAAUUAUGCUGAAUCAAUUCGUACGACUUAUUUAGCGAUGGUUAAAAUAUUAAAAAAGGAUACAGUUUAUUUCAAUGCAAUAAUAGAAGCUUUAAAAGAAGAUAAAAUGGAACAAUGCAAAGUACUACUUCGUGGAAUAUUUAUGGGUCAGUUAGCAGCUGAAGAGUUGGAUGAUACUCGAGAGAAAUAUAAGAGAAUGGCUCGUGAUGUUUGGAAAAAUAUGAAGGAGAGAGAGCGAACAUUAAAUAUUGUACGCAGUCGGGUUGAUAAUCUCCGGUCUGAUAUACGAGAACUUGUACAAGUGGAGAGUAAUCCAGAAUUAAUGGCGAUGGCUAGAAAAUUGCGAGAUGAUGAUGAUGGAUUGGAAGAAAAUAUUAAAAUUUUGGAAGAAACUUUUGCUAAAGUUAAAGAAAUUUUGAUGGCGAGGUCUUAUGAUGAAUUAUUUGACAGAUUUGAAGAACAGGCGAGACAAAAAAAACGUUUACUUAAAAAGUUGGAAAAUAAUCUCGAAGAACGUGAAUUAUUAUUGAAUAAAAAAAACUGCGCGACAUUAAUUCUCGCUGAUUUAAAUAAUUCACUGAUAUCAGCUAGUGGAGAAUAUGACAAAUAUAAAUCUGAUAAAAAGGAAAUGUUGGAAGAAAUAAAAAUGUCAAAAAAGCGAGAAGAAGAUUUUAUAAAACUAGAAAAAUCACGCAGUGAAUUAUUGAUAAAUAUUAAAUGUGGGUUACAAAAUAUACUUGCAAUGAUGAUUUUUAUAAGACCUGGUCUAGGCGGCAAGAAAUCACCUCGUGAAAAAAAACGCGACAAACGUAAACCUUCAGAUUUAAGUGACGGUAAAAGUAGUUCGAGAAAACCCAAAAGUCAAUUUAUCGAUAACGCUGACUAUCAAUUGGAAAAAUUUGAUUCCGAUGUUUUAACGCUGCUUAAUCAAGUGACUAAGAAAGCUAACAUACUUUUUGGACUGUCAAAUUUCGAAAUGACCCCAGAAGAUGAAGAAAAGGCGAAAAAUUUAUACCAAAGUUACGUCGCUGAGAAAAGGUCGAAAAUUUACCACAAUAAUCACGCGGCGGAACGAAAAGUAAUGACAGUUGAGCACGUAUGUGUGGACUCGUCAGUUAUGUCAAGAGCUGACAUCAAAAACCAAAGUAAAAAUAUUGUUGAAAUGUAUUCAAGAACUGACUAAUUAUUUGGAAAAAAAUAUACACUGCAAUAAUUCAUUAAAUUUUUUUAUUCAAUAUAAUAAUGUACUUACGG
Messenger RNA from Microplitis mediator, 2565 nucleotides. RefSeq names its product probable DNA double-strand break repair Rad50 ATPase. The transcript has 9 exons. Gene Ontology annotation, biological process: outer dynein arm assembly; cilium movement. Bases 785 to 2494 code for a protein of 569 amino acids. Gene Ontology annotation, cellular component: cilium. NCBI's taxonomy places the organism in Eukaryota, Metazoa, Arthropoda, Insecta, Hymenoptera, Braconidae. The record is from RefSeq and is a predicted model, not a curated record.